This is a messenger RNA of Musa acuminata AAA Group (dessert banana), 1567 nucleotides long. RefSeq lists its product as uncharacterized. Gene Ontology annotation, biological process: CAAX-box protein processing. Gene Ontology annotation, molecular function: metalloendopeptidase activity. The record is from RefSeq and is a predicted model, not a curated record. Bases 118 to 1296 code for a protein of 392 amino acids. NCBI's taxonomy places the organism in Eukaryota, Viridiplantae, Streptophyta, Magnoliopsida, Zingiberales, Musaceae. The transcript is spliced from 9 exons. Gene Ontology annotation, cellular component: membrane.
AUAUACCUGAGGUGCUCAACUAGGCAGGUGUCGAGGUAAGGAACUGGAGAUUUUGGGACGACCGCAGCGAAGCCUUCUCUAAAGCUUCACUUCGUCAAUCCGGCGGAUCCAAUCGAAAUGGAGCUCAGCUGCAUCGCGUCUCCUCGUAGCAUCUCCCCCUUCUCCUCCGCUUCUCCUUCCUCUUCUUCUCCGUCGUCGUCCUUCUCCUCCUCUUCUUACGGAUGUUGUUCUUGGAGGCGGGAGAGGAGGAAGGUCGCUGAGUGGGCUCAGAUCAAGGCGUCCGCGGAGGGGAGCCACGAGAGGAUCAACACCGAAGACGCCGGAGAACCCCGGCGCAGGGGCUUCGCAGCUGGCGGUCCCGUGAUGGAGGUCUCCGCGUCGCCGGCGUCCGCGAGCACAACGACCACGACCGUCAUCGAGCGGAGCUUUGCCGGCAGCGGUGACUCCGAAUUCCCCGUCUGGGAGAGGCUGGGCGCUGUUGUUAGGCUCAGCUACGGGAUAGGUAUAUACGGAGCUAUGGCGCUUGCGGGGAAGUUCAUAUGCUCCACUGCUGGGAUUGAUUGCACAGGAGGAUUCCAUCCGUCGCUAGAAGCGGUCCUGGACGGUCUGGGCUAUGCUGCUCCACCAAUCAUGGCUCUGCUCUUCAUCCUAGAUGAUGAGGUGGUGAAGUAUUCACCCCAUGCUCGUGCUAUCAGAGAUGUGGAGGAUGAGGAGCUCCGGAGCUUCUUCUAUGGCAUGUCACCGUGGCAGUUCAUACUCAUUGUCGCUGCAAGUUCUAUCGGGGAGGAGCUGUUUUAUCGAGUUGCUGUUCAGGGAGCACUGGCUGAUAUGUUCUUAAGGGGCACCGAACUCAUGAAAGAUGCACGUGGAAUUGCAUCUCUGACUGGUGUGCUGCCUCUAUUUGUGCCAUUUGCUCAAGCAUUUGCUGCGGUUAUCACGGCCGCUCUCACGGGCUCACUGUAUUAUGUUGCAACUGCGCCAAAAGAUCCUACGUAUGUAGUUGCACCAGUAUUAAAUUCUGGCACUGGUCGUGAAGACCUCAAGAAGCUCUUUGCAGCUUGGUUUGAGAGAAGGCAGAUGAAGAAGAUAUAUUCUCCACUUUUAGAAGGAUUGUUGGCUCUCUACCUUGGAUUUGAAUGGAUUCGGACGGAUAAUAUUCUCGCACCUAUGAUCACGCAUGGGAUAUAUUCUGCUGUUGUACUGGGGCAUGGACUCUGCAAAAUUCAUGAUCACAGGCGUAAGCUUCGUCAAAGGAUCCAGCAAGUACGGGUGGAAACGAAGAACAACAAUUUGUAGACCAAAGAGAAAUAUUUUUGACAUGGGGAGAAAGGAUGAACCCGAAGCUUUUUGCUCCUACCAGCAAGGGACAUUCGUAUGCUGGAACUCUAACUGAAGGAGUAGAAAAAGUUGAAGUAAUGAAGCGGGAUGUAGUAAUCUGCAACUCUUGCUAUAAUCACUACAGUAAGUAAAAAUUAGUCAAGUAGGAAAUGUACGAUCUAGGGAUAUUUGUGUCUGUAUGUAUAUACUGUGUCAACAUCAAAAAUGCAGGCGCUAGUUUGGCAGGAGA